Molecule: messenger RNA, 4863 nt
Organism: Osmia bicornis bicornis
Lineage: Eukaryota; Metazoa; Arthropoda; Insecta; Hymenoptera; Megachilidae
Exons: 5
Coding region: 1-4863 (1620 amino acids)
Source: RefSeq, a predicted model, not a curated record
AUGUUGAAGACUUCUACUCCAAACGAAAGUCCAGAUACAGGAAGAAAACAAGAAACUUUAGAAUCAGAUGAUCUUAAGAAUCAGAAUGAUGGUGCUCUUAUGCUGGAAAAUUUAUUGAAAAAUGAUCUGCAAUCGUCGAUAAAUUUCGAAAAUGAGCUAAAUUUGAAAGAAUCGAUUUUAGAAGAGAAACUGAAGGAAGAAGUUCAAGUUCCAAAUGAAAGUCUAUUGAUAAAUUACGUGAAAAUAUUGGAACACGAGAAUUUAAAACAAGAAGUUCGACAAAUAACGGAUAAUAUAAAGUUUUUAUUGAAUAAUUUUAAUGAAGAUCCUUGUUUAAAAGGAUCGUAUAUAGAUGAGAAAUCAAUUGAACGAACAAAGGAUAAAAAUCGAUAUGGUCCAGAUCAAAAUAUUUCAAUUGGAGUGCAAAAUCUUUCAGAAGUGGUAAAGGAUAUGAAGAUUGCAAAUCCGGUGGAAAAUUAUGAAAUAUUAACAACAAUUAAUUUGGAAGAAAGUAAGGUGAAACUGAAGAGUGCAAACGAAGUACUAAAGUCGAUGAUUCCAAUAAAAUCUACUGUUCUCACUGACAUACGUUCAACCGAGAAGAAUAAUUCUUACAAACCAGAAGUCAGGGAAAAUAGAUUAAGGGUAAAUAUACCGGAAUAUUCGUUCGGUGAUACGAACAUUCCGAGGUUCUACAAAGAUUCUAUGAAGGUGUUCGAUGGUUGCUAUGAACAGGAUUUCGCCAACAAUUCCGAAUUGCAAUGUGUACUUCAGCAAUUAGAAAAGAAGAAGUGGAACCCGUUUGAUGGUGAAUCGAACCUCGAGACUCUCUUACAACAGGACGAUGAAAUUAAUCAAAGUACUGUUCGAGCAUUGAGAAACGUUUCUUCGCCAGUAAAGGAUUGCGAAAAGACAAACAGAUUCAAGAGCACAGUACACGUAUCUUCGGUGAAUACCUUCCACUCUGAAAACCUAACGUCCCAAAAGACUCAAGUGACCGAACGAUCUCUGGAGAAAGUUCCCAAAAAACUAUAUAAAUUCAGCCCGACAAAUCCGAUAAAGAACUCUUACACUCAGACAGACUCUGUUAAUUCUUCAUCGAAAAUCAACAUCAUCACAGACUCGAAGAACCGCAAGAAAAUUAGCUUGAAACGUAAAUACUUGAAGGAUGAAAAUAGCAUCUCGUCCAUGAAUGAUCAUCAGAAUAGUAAAAUAAAAACACGAUAUUCUGCAAACUCUCAGAGUGAUAAAGUAAUAAAACAGUUUAACCAGUCGAAAUCAUCGUUAUCUUCGUCAGACAAAAGCGUAUGCGAGUGUAAGAUGCAGCAACUGGAGGCUAAAUGUUCGCCAUCUUUAGAGUCCAGGAGAGAGGAUCGUCGGAAAAGUAGUUCUAAACCUAAAGUGGACACUUUCGACACGGUGAACUUGGCCCAGGUGGCUCGUUCUUCGAAUUUCAAUGGAUCUACAAAUAAAAGGAAACCACCUAUUUGUCCUAAGAAAGUUAAGAAAGAGUUGUCAUCGAGUAUGCUUCCAAAGAUAACUCCUAUGAUUAGGAAGCUGCAGGAGUCGAAGAAACCGAAGACGAAGAGCCGGGUUGAAUCUUCGAAUGACAAAGAAAUGAGAGCCUUGAAGGCCUACAACGAGGUCACUUUGGUAAUGGACAAGAAACAGUUGGAUGCCAAGAGGAAGAUACGUCCGAGUAAAACCACCUUAGACGUGCUUCCUGAAGAGUCUAAGCACCGACUGCGUCCCAGGAAGAGUAACUCUAAGAAGAAAUUCAGUGUAGAUAAAAAAUUGAAAUCUGAAGAGUACCUAGACAAAGAGAAUCUGUCUGCUGAUGCAUCAGUGGAUCUUAAAUCGUCUGUUGCCACCUCGUCAAAGGUGGUCAAUGAAAGUGGCAAGGUCCUUCAACUUUCUAACGAAGUAUACACCUGCUCGAAGUUGCAGCAGGGUUACACCAAGAUGAACAGGGUUACAGAUAAGAUUUUGGAUAGAUUGUUCAGUAUCGACAAGCAAAGUCUGAGGAAGAGUUCAGCUGAAACAGAUACCAGGAAACAACUGAGCAAGUACAGUAAACCUAAGCAGAUGGGUGACGAAGAGGUUGUCUCAGCCUCGUCGAGUAAGAAGUUGGAGGGCAUUCAAAACGGUCGCGAGCUGGAAAGAACACAGGCCAAGGAGGACAUAAGAGAUGAAUUUAAAUACCUGACUAAUUCAUCCGGAGUACAACCGUUGAUCGAAUCUGGCGAAGGUUGUACUAAGGAUUCCAAACCUCAGCAAGAUAGUUUAUUGUUGACGAUAAAGUCCAGUGUGAACCAGGAUGUAGUGUCUACGUGGUCUUCAAGUACCAUCAGCCAAUUGGAGGAAACCCAGUUGGAAGCUGAAAAAGAUGAUUUACCUGCCAUGAAUCAACCUCAGACAAUCUUGGAUCCUGAAGAUUCCACAAAAGACCCAACAGAAGUACCCAAAAUCCAUGAAGAAACAUUACCACUGAAACAGAAUGAAAUUGAAUCAGUACCUGAAGAAAUCAACAUCAAUACAAGUGAUUUGCAAAGCAACGAUGGUACCAGAAGAACGACCAAUUACACAGACUUCACCAGGAACAUCGACGUGAGCUACCUGGCUCAUGGCGUCGUUUUGAGCAACCAAAAUACACCUAAAAGUAAAAACCCACGUCAACGUGACAUCGUUGACGAUACCACUUCAAGGUUACUUCACACCGCGUUCUCCUAUCAAUCGAUGGACUCCGUUUUGGACUUCGCUCCAGACACGUUGAAUGUGAACAACAUCAUGAAUGAAAGACACUUAGAUCCAUUAGACGACGGUUUCGUUCAACUAAGCAACGAUGUUGUUAACGCUUUUCCUGACGAACUUUCGUUCAUCUCUCACGACCACGGGAACCUCGAAGAAGCCAUCCCGGCUAUUUUUCGCGAGUCACAAGAUUUGGACGAGCAAGCAGAAAAUUGUGACUUGCUCAUCACCUCCGUAGACGAGGAACACUCGAAUGACGUCUUCUCGAUCGUGGGUCAAUUUCUGAGGAACUUGAACAUCGGUGAUAUCACUUUGGAGAACGUCAAUGAUCCUGGAUUCAGUGUUCUUCAGGAUCUUCUCAGAGGGGACGAUAGCGAAGAGAGUGAACGAAUUACUGAAGAGAAUGAUACGAUCGAAGAAGAGAAUGAUACGACUGAAGAAGAGAAUGAUGAAGAUAUAGAAGAUGACCAAACGUUGAGAUUCAUCAAGGAGGAUGUUUUCACGGAUAUCAAGUUUCCUAUUGUAAUUAACUGGUCAGAUUCUUUGAUUGCUUCGGACGAGGAUCACAAAGAACUGAAUCCAGUGAUCAGAGACAGAGAUGCAGGAAUUAGACCCACUGGAUUGUUGUGCUUGAGUGGACCAGAAGAAGAAAAGCUGAAAGAUGUAAAGUUAGAAAGUGAAGAGACGAAGAAUGUCGAGCAAUCUGUUUUCUUCACGAAGCUGGAAUAUUCGUCCGGGUCUGGAAAGCUGAAACACGAGGAAAAGAAUGUUUAUUUAGAGGAGGAAUCUGGAAAGGAGAUUGAAGAAGAUCUUGGUAAAUCUAAAAGCAUUUCUUCGGACGAAACUGCAUAUGGAAUGUAUCGAACAAUGAAAUAUUUUGAAUCAGAAGAGACUGCAAGCGAAACAGAGAGUGAAGAAAAUGUGAAAUUUGAAGAAGAAGAAACAAUUGUAAGCGAAGAAGGAACAAUGUUAGGAAACGUUGAAGAAAUUAUCAAGGGUUUUCAAUUGUUCAAUAUCAAUGACACGAUAUUAAUGGAAGAGAGCAUGGAAUUAGAAGAAACUGAAUUACCUGAUAGAAAUGCCCAGUCAAUUGAUUUCAAAGAAGAAGAAAAAAUAAUACUAAUUGAAGAAAUCGAAGAAUUAGAAGACACUGAAGAAAGUAACGAAAUUGAAAACAUAACAAACGAAGAGGAGGAGAUCACUGUGUUAGAAAGAGUAUCUCCAUUAACCAUAUUUUUAUUCUGGAUGAUAGGAUGCUUGUUUUACGUUCAAUUUUGGUGCCGAAAAAUAUUCUCGGCUGAAAUUUCAAGAUCUGCGUCAACUUUGAACCCGUUCGAGAUUCACGCAGCACCGGUAUCGACCAUGAAGCUCCUUGAAAAAAUUGAAGAAAAAGAAGAAGAAGAAGAAGACGGUUCGCUAAAAGAAAUCACGAACUUUGAUAUGGAAGCAGACUUCAGAAUGAGGGAACAAUAUUCUUCAAAUAUUAUAGAGUUUACAAAUGAUUCAGAAGAGAUCGAGAAAGAAGUUGAAGAAGCGAUGUUGUCCCUAAGCGAGCACAUCUCAAAAAAUGUUGAGAUUCCGUCGUUCUUAAACUCUGACGAUGAGAAAACUCAGUCGAAUUUAUCUUCGAUCGCAAGUGCAAUCAGAGAUAUAGAAACUUCCAGACGAAAUAUUUUUCAAACAACCAAUGAAAGACUUCGCGAAUUCCGCGCAGCUGAAGAAGAAAUCAAAACUUUUAGGUUCGAAGAGGCAGAUGAUUGUAGCUCGACAAAAUCUCUCCUCGAACAUAACGAAGAAACGAAAUUGUCUGUUGAUAAUCAGUUGAAUUAUCCUGAAAUAAAGAUCGAUGAAGAUGGACCGGAUAAGGAAGAAAUUCCAGAAAAUGAUGAGAAAAAGGAAGAAGUGAAGAAGAGAUUAAAAAAUGAAACAAUUGUUGAAGAAGCCGAAAGUUCAACAGAAAAGAAGACAUCGGCAGCUAGAGUUCCUGAACCAAACUUCCAGAAUACGGACAGCUUUGAUUCUACGUACAGUAAAAUUUCAGACACGUCAAAGCGUACGAUUUCUGAUUUACAUGCAUCAUCAAUGGAAGAAUUUGAAGACAGUUUAAAUAGUUGA